GUUGUCCUCUUCCUCUUCAUCAACAAGAAGCUGUAUUUCGAAACCACAGGAGGCCUUCCAUGCCUGGACCAACAAGGGAAGAGAAAGCACUCUAAAGACAAGACUGGGAUCCAUGAAGGGCUGGCUGAGAAGUUUUGAGAGUGAAAUAUUCACAGCCAUUGAGAGACCUCCAAUUUAAUUUCUCAUCAUGCUUGUUCUGUAGUUCACAUUAAGUCCAGAGUAUUGAAGGAACGGAACAGGUGGACUUGUAGACAUCAGAUAGUUGGCCAUGCUGUUGACAAUGGCGUCUCAGGAUGCUCAGAACCUCUUCCAGCCUCUCUCUUCCUGGAUAUAUCGGGUUUAUGAAGCUCUCCAGCAAGCAGGAGAUACGUUAUCUGCUUUGCUGGUUAACUUCAACAAACAAGACUCUAAAUUGAGUGACAAGCUAGACCAGGACUUAGAUGAUAUUCAGAUUCAGGAAACUUACUUUGAAGAUGAAGAACAAAGCAAUUGGAGUCAAGAGGACAUAAAUUCCUUGUUUCUUGAAGUGGAUCAUUUCUCCUGUUGUAACAGUGAUUUGCAGGACUCUGCCCAAAGUUCAAGGCCCAGACUUAGCCAGCAUGCAAAGGACGCCUGUUCUGUAGUGACCCAGUGGCCCAGUCAGACCCUUGAUGACCAAAAGCCACCACAUGUGCUUUCUUCUAUUGCCGAGGAAGAACAUCACCUUGAAAAGCAAAGGAGUGGCCUUCAACAGGGCUUUGACAGCCACCUCUCUGGUAUUUUAGAAAACAUUAAUGGAAAAAUGCAAGUUAACACCUUUGGAGUUGAUGAGAAGCUGCCCACAUCUUCUGACAGCGACGAGGAGGUUAUCAAACAAUUUGAGAUUUCUGUGCCCCGGUCCCAGAGUUUCCGCUCGGGAGCAUCUGAGAAAGGAAAGCAGACAGGACUGGAGCAUAAACCAAAACCCAGCCGCUGGCUUUCCACCCACGAAGAGGCCAGCACAGAAGUGUCUGCCUGCAAAGGUUUGGAUGGAGCCAGCCAACUGACUUAUUCUGAGAAUCUGUCUUAUGGCGAAGAUGACCCCAUCUCUGCCCACUCACAGUCCCCUCGUGAGGUGGGGGACACCAGGCACCAUGGCACAUCUCCCCAAGAGACCCGCGUGGUCCGCAGCCUCAGCCGGCAAUCCACACAGGGCAGCUUGGAGAUGGAGACAGCUUUUAAUAACCGGAGAUUUGAAGAUUCCUAUGCCACUGACAGCUCCUCCGUGUGGAGUCCAGAGGAACAGGAUGCAACCAAUUUUCAAGUGCCAUCUGGGGUCCCGGAGCCCAUCUCAAAAUGUGGUGGCCUGGAUGUCAUCUUCGAAUAUAGAGCUGCCAGCCAGAAGCUCACAGUGACCAUCGUAAGAGCACAGGGCCUCCCAGAUAAGGACCGAAGUGGCAUCAACUCCUGGCAAGUGCAUGUCGUGCUGCUGCCCAGUAAGAAACAGAGGGGCAGGACGAACAUACAGAGAGGGCCCAACCCCGUCUUCAAGGAGAAAGUCACCUUCGCCAAGCUGGAGCCCAGAGAUGUGGCUGCUUGUGCUGUCCGCUUCCGCCUGUACGCCACCCGCAAGAUGACCUGGGAGAGAAUGAUGGGCGAGAGGCUCUUCUAUCUCAGCCACCUGCACCAAGAAGGGGAAAUGAAAGUGACUCUGGUUCUGGAGCCAAGAAGUAAUAUCAUUAGUGGAGAGUCUCCGCUCAGCCCAUCUGCAGUUUCUCACAGUGACAGUGCUUCAUCCACGCAGUCGCUGUCACAUGGAGGGGCGCCAGAGCUGCUGGUGGGGCUAUCAUACAAUGCCACAACGGGGCGAUUAUCUGUGGAGAUGAUCAAAGGCAGCCAUUUCCGAAACCUCGCGGUUAACAGAGUGCCUGAUACAUAUGGAAAGCUCUUUCUUCUCAGUUCUGUGGGUCAAGAGAUGUCCCGCUGCAAGACCUCCAUCCGACGUGGUCAGCCCAAUCCUGUCUAUAAGGAGACCUUUGUUUUCCAGGUGGCCCUCUUUCAGCUCUCUGACGUUACGUUGGUGAUUUCUGUGUAUAACAGGCGUACCAUGAAGCGUAAAGAGAUGAUUGGUUGGAUUGCUCUGGGUCAAAACAGUAGUGGAGGGGAGGAGCAAGACCAUUGGGAGGAAAUGAAGGAGACCAAAGGGCAGCAGGUCUGCAGGUGGCACACUUUACUCGAAUCCUAGGUUUGCCAAGAGGUGUUUGUGGGCUAUACCUACCCUGGUGACCCGUGUUUUGAGUACUGAUACCAACUCAGUGCUUGCUGGCAGGCUUUUUUUAAAGACAGGCUUUAAGUAGGGAUUGGAUUCUAUUAGACCCUAGGACAUUCUGGGGGUGGAGGGAUCUUUGGGUUUCUCAAAGGUUUGAUUUGGAUUUAAAUACUGUAAUUUUUUUUAAAAGCCCAUAUGCACUGUCGAGUAUACUUUAUUGGAAAUGUUAUUGUAGUUGAGAUGAAUGAUGUUGAGUUAAUUUCUGUUAAUAGGUUAUUAAAUUUUGGUUCAGGCUAUAGAAGGAAGCUUCUCUGGCUGUCUCUGCUCCCUUCGAUUGCAAGGGAGAUGUUAAAAGUUACUGUUUGUAACCACUUGUGUGUAGGAAUCAGAAUUUUCUUAGUAUGGGGCAAAAUACUCCAAAAUACAGAAAUGAACCUGUUGCCGAGGUUCAUAGACGAAUGUAACUGUCAUCCAUAAUCCCCUAUUUCAUGUUUUUCUCUUUAUAAAAAAACCCUUCAUUUAUUUGCCUAACAAAUAAGUUUUAAAAACUUACACUUAUAAAGCAAAUUUGAAUUAAAUACCUCUUUGUUUAUCUCACUUACAUAUUGUGGUUUCCUAUGAGAUUUGGUUAGGUGACCCAUUUUGAAACUAAAAAAGAAUUCGAAAACUACUGUUGUAAGACAACUUGUCUCCUUUUGAGUAUGUAAGAUUUCAAAAUGAAAACUUUCUAGGUUUUUAUGCUGUUUUUCUCACCUAAUAAAUUCUUACAGAAUGAGAAGAAAACCGAAAAACCUAUUAAGUCAUGGAGGUAUUGAUUUUUCUGAAUCUAGUGUUCUCCUUCUAGAUUAUGCUUUUUCUAUAUUCAAUACAGUAUACUCACUCAUACAUAUAUUUUGAUUCUGUGUUUGCAUGUAAGCCAUACUUUUUUAAUGCCAUAUUUUCCAUCAUCAGAGCAUAGUAAAUUGUAUACAAUGGACUUUAAUAGAUGUUGAUUUGAUUGACUCUUAGAAAUGAACAUGCUAUAACACCUGUGAAUGAAGAAUAUUUUCAGUUUGUAAGCAACGACCCUAAUUCUUCUUUGAGCAUUUGAAGUGCCUAUAAUUGUCAUUUUUUUCGUGGUAUUUGCAGCAACAUAUAUUAGUCACUACUUGCAUUUUGGGCACGUGCCAUUUAGAGCACUGAUCAUGUAUGGUUAUGAGCAUGAAAUUUUACUUCUAACUGACUUUUACAUUUUUGUGCAGUGCAUGUUUAUUUUCUUAGAUCUGAGCCCUUAAUUUCAAUUACUUUAAAUUGGCAGUAAUAAGAAAAGGGAAGGAAUGUGUGUACAUGUAACACUGAGCCCCGUGUGCAGCUCUUCUGAGCAAUUGCUGUCACUUAUUUUUAGCUUUUAUGUUUCAUUGUUGACUUUUUGCUGUCUGUGGGAAGAGUGAUAGCUAGUGAUGGAUGUAUACAGUUAAAAACACAUAACUCCUCCUCAGCUCUACAUUUUGACAGAUUGUAAACGUAGGCUGUAACACUUGAAGCACAUAUUCAUUCCUUACAGCAUGUAACGGUUAUCCUGACAAGCCCAGACUAAGACACAGGAUAACUCGACUCUGAUUUGAAGCUUUUGAAAGAAGUGAUUUCAUAUGGAAGAAUCAGAAUUAGAAAAAUAAAGGAAUAUCUUAAUUUCUUUUCAGGGCAUGGGAGUUUCGGAUAUCAUGCUGCUCAGUUAUUGGGAACAAGUAGUAAAACCAUGCUCCUUUGGGGUUUUCCCCUCCCUUGCUUUGGAAGACCUCAGAGUGCUUUUCCAACAUCAUAUCCAUUAACUGCUGAGUGGUCUGUGCAGUGCGGCUGUGUCAUGGAGUAGAACUGAGUGCAAUUGAUUAAGUAGCAGCACAAAGAAUUGGCUUUUCACAUCCCUUACUCUCUUUAUGCGCCUGUGCUUAAAGGGAAGCAGAGCAGCCUUGUUAUGCUUUCCUUUCUGCAGUGACAUAAAAGCAGCAUUCACUUUAAAAUUUACAUUUGAAAAAAUCUGCAUCUAUUGUACAGACAGGCCUGGAUGUUUUCUCCUCAUAUUUUCCUGCUCAAUGUUUUGCCGCAUCCCUUGUCUCACAGAGCCCAAUAGUCACCUAUACUUCAUUUACUGCUGCCUUGCCUCACCCUUUCUAAGGUUUUCUGCCGGGGUAGUGAAAAUAUCCGUGUGUGUUUGAUCUGCUUUCUAAUAGUCUGCUUGUGAUACAGUUUACAGAAAUUUUAAGGGAAGAAUGCCUGAAAAGCAUUUUUCAUUUGUAUAAUUUUACUAUGUUGGUGCUAUUUACCAUGUAGGAUGCAUGUACAUCUUGAAUAUCUAGCAACGUUCACCCUAAAACUGAUUGUAUAAAUAUAAAAUGCUAAUGACAAGAUACAUCAAAAUAUGAGGUGAAUUUUUUUACAUAGACUUGAAAUUCUGGUUUAGUAAAAUCUUUUCUUUUCGUGCACUUAAAUUUCCUUAUUUUCUUGGCGGAGUCUAGACACAAUGCACUUAACAUGUUUUUCACUUGAGCUUUUAUAUCUGCAUUUGCUUUUCAAAGGAGUUACGAAAGAUAAUUAGUUGCUUCUGCCGUGUUAAAGCUGCUUUUGCCUAUUUCAUCUAGCUAAUAAUUAAUAUCUCAUAGGGACAUACGAAAUUGAAGAAGCACUAAUAUUUGUUGCUUGAGUAGUUCUUUCCACGAGUUUUUCCCGAAGAGAAUGCUUUUAAAAUACUAUUGUGGAGGGUAAAGGAUGCACUAGGUUUAUGGAAAGCUGGUUUCCAGCGUGCCUUCUUUCAGGGAAUGAGUUUACACUGAAUCGAGAAGUGCCCGUUUCCCCAAACACGGUGGUGACUCUUGUGUUCUCUGCGCCCCUCUGACUAUUGUUGAAUUUUUAAAUGGGCCAUUCACCAGGCAGCCGAGCACCUGCUCUCACUUCUCUCCUUCACUGGCUCCCAGUGUGAUGUGCAGUUGUUUUGGAACCUCUUUUUGCUCCUGUUGCAUAACUAUGAGGGGGGAGGUCUUGCCUUUCUUAACAGAAAAAGAGCUUGUAAUGUCUGCGGAAGUAAUAGACCUGGCAUUCCACCUGUGCAAAGUUUGAGACAGAAUCCCCGCCAUGAUGGGAAGAGAAAAAGAGAGCAUAGUACUGCAUUGUCGCUCACUUUAGGCACUGUUCACUCUGCAACUCCUUCCAUGACAGUGACGUAUUGACCUCAAAUGUUGGUAUUCUCCAUAGUGCUAGGUGCUACAGCGAGCCUGAAACACAGCCUCUGCCUUUGCAACAUGUAGCACCCACAAUAUUUUAUAAAUUGUUAACAAGUCUUGGUCAGUCACUGUGUUUUACAUCCUGGCUGUACCACAUGGUCUUAGCUGACAACCAAAACUCUUUUCUUUUCAAGUAAUGCAUUGUUUAAGUUGAAACUCCCAUCAGGUUAAGUGAAAAUCCUUCUCUGAUAGCCAUUGAAUUGAUUAAAUUCAUGGUUCAGUGUGGACCAUAGAACUGGGGGUUUCUGAAAAGCCUGGCUCUCCUUUUGCAGCAGAGGGCUUAGUACAUGAAGAUCAAAAAAGUGAGUAGGAAAAGAUUAUUCGUAGACGACUUAAAACCAAAUGCAGGCAUAUCCUUUAAUGGUGAAGAAACAGGGCUAGAAAUUACAUGUGGUCCCUCCUCUUACCUUUGAGUAAACUGUGACUAAAGAGCAUUCCAUUCUGUUUGAUCCACGAUGAAAGCAAAUGAUAGAUAAUCCUGAAAUGGCAGAAGUAUUUUUUACUGUAUUAAAAAUAAUUUGUGUGUUCCAAAGAGAAAAGUUAGGCAAAACUAUAAAACAAAUUAUAUAGCAUGAGUAUGGAAGAAUUAAAGAAUAAAUAAAUAUGCUAGAUACUGCCAGUGUCUAUUACAUAUAUGCAAGAAGAGUAAACAAAUGUAAACCAACAGCCAUUUUAGAUUAAGUAUCAUUUUUCACAACUUGUGGAAUUCUGGAAAAUACUUUAAGUUGGGGAGAAUGAAAUUGGUCUAACGCAACUCAGAGAAGUCGGCACAGGCUGUGGUCUUAGCCUGGGUUUGGAUGAACUUUGCCUACUGUGUGGCCUUAAGAAAAUUAACUUAGCCAGCCUGUGACCCUGUUUAUUCAACUGGAAAAUGGAAAUAAUUCCUACCUCAUAAGGUCUUGUUGGUUUUUUUUUCCAAUAAUGAAAUAACAGCAUAGAGAUGGGCAUAUGGUAACCAUUCAGUGUUGCCCUCUCACAAUCAUGCUUUAAAAAAAUGCAUUUAAGAUUUGUUUCUCUUUCUAGUGAAAGUAAUAGUAAUGCUAGAGAAAAACUAAUAACAAUUUUCAGAUACUUUAAAAAGGGUAGGCACAUGAAGCUAGUCUGGAAGGUAGCUCUGCUCACCAACUAUACCACUGACACUACAUGAAGCUAGUCUGAAUUUGGGGCAGGCUCAACUGGGAUAAGCCUGGUGUAUGGAGGAAACUGAGUCUUAAUAAACCCCCAGUGAGGUAUAAUGACCAAAUCUUUUAUCCACCCUGGUGCUUUUGUGCACAUCUUGGUAAAUCACACUCAUGGCGUCUCCUCACACCCAGCUCUUCUCUACUGUUCAUAUGUGGACAGAGCACCUUGUUCCCAUCAAAAGAGCUGGUAAAGAUGGCAACUUGAGUACCUAUUUCAACUUCGAUCUGAAAAGUAAAAUAAAUAAUGUGGCACUAUACUGACACUCUUUUCAAAAUGGGCAACAUUCUUUUUUUGGGCUUAUGUUACAUAUCCAUAUUACAUACGUAUAGGUAAAAAAUUUUAAAGAUCUAAUAAUGCAGCUAUUCAAACUUACCUAACUGUUCAACUGGGAAGUAAUAGGACCAAUUAUUUAUCUGUUUCCCUUCAGAAGUCAUAAUUCAAAGGAAUUCUAUCAGGGUUGAUACUCUUUUUUAGAAUGGUUUUUAAGAGUGACUUGUUGAUGUAAUAGAGAAUGUGUUCAGUUGUCCUCUGGUGUUCAAACCUUAAGUAAAGAGGAGAGUUUCCUGAGAACUUAGAAGAGCCUUUGUGGACAUUUGAUCUGAAGAAGUGGUCAGCAGCAAACCUCCUCAUGUUGGGCAUAACCAGGUGCCAUGAACCAGUCACGCAUACGGUGGUUUUAAACUGAGCAGGGUUCUGGGAUGGGGAAGUGUGAGGCCACAUUCCCAAAGUUGCCAAAUUGCCAAAGUGUUAACUCAAGUCCUACGAUUCUCAGUUAAGGAGAAACAUGAAGAAAUUGGAGAAGGAUCGCUUAGGGGUUUUAGUUGGGAAUAAUUUAGCACGUAGGGAAGUUAAAGGGGUUGGAUAGGUAUUGAGAAAGCUGAGGAGUGAUUUCUAGGAACAGUUAUCUAGAAUGUAAAGAGCUCUUACCAAGAGGAUGACUCACCCCCUGUCUUCUUAACAUGUGGACAGAGUCAGAGCUUCCACCUAAAGCAAGUCAAGAGAGUUUAACUGAGAUAUAAGGAGAAUGAUAUGAAGAGGGUUUUGCGCUAAUUCACAAUGUAUUCUUCGGAUUUCCUUGUCUCUUUGAGAUAGCACGGGACUUAAAAAUCUUUUUGGAGUGCGGUGACUACACUUUGAAGCAAUGUCACAAUAAAAACAGCAAUGCUUACCAACCUACAAUUGUUCAAUUAGUCUAAUCAUGUACCAUGAAAAGUCAAGUUUCUUGUUUUGAGUUAUUGGAAACAGGUGAAAUGUGUCAAUUCCAUGUAUUGGAAAAAUCCUCUAGGAAACCCAGGACUUGGAGUAGGCCUUGGUCACAUUGCAGGGGGAUCACCAAGGGAGAUCACAGAAUCAUCACCUUUGGAAGUCUUUUAAAAUAGAAACAUCAAAAAAAAGAAAAAGAAAAGAAACAUCUGCAUGAGCUGUGGGUUCCGACUAAAGGGGAACAGCAGGGCACCCAGGAAGACAGCCUUUAUAAAGUUCCUUCUGAGCCUAAUAUUUUAUAUGUAACCUCCAAACAGGAUCAACAAUAACAGUACUCCAGGCCUGCCGUCUUCCCCUUUGGACAUUUUUCCACACUGAUUUUUCUCUGCAUCAUAGAAGGCUUUUGCCAGGGAGUGCCUGCUCAGGCUUUGUUUAGGUGACUUUGGGGAUGCCUGCAGGCUCCAGGUGAGUUUUCUUUCCUAGAUACUUUGUUUUUGUUUCCCUCAGGUCACAAAGCAGUAUCCUAGACACACAGACAAUAAUCAGCUAUAUUUAUAGCCACUGUGAGACCUGUAAAACAGCUUGAGCCUUAACAGAACAAAUUCAGAGGCAGGCAUGGAGGCCUAGGGACACUCAUAGAACAAAACAAUGCUACCUGCUCUCCAUAACUCACUAAGGCUGCCUUCGGGUGUCUCCAUGGGGGUUCUAUGCCUUCAAAUGACGGUGUUAUCAAUUGCACUUCAAAGACGGUGAGAAGGCUGUCUUCCCAUUGGUAUCACCAUACUUACGCAGUAUUUUUGUUUACUUCAUUUUCCCCUUAAACUAUCUACUUGCUCUGUUGUUUUAGUUUAUAUAAAAUUUAUUCAUUCAAAAGAUAUUAAGUACAUUAUAUCCCAGACUCUGGGCUAGGGGCUGGAGAAUAGCAGGUGAGGAAAACAGCUUGAGCCGAAUAAUCAUUUUUGUUUCUAAAUAUUUAUUUAAUGUAUUUAUUUUUAGAAUUGAAUAUUGAAUGCUCUUUGCAAGGCAGUAAGUUAGACCCUGGAACACUAGGUCUAUACAAACAAAUGUGACACAGUUCUUAUGAGCUCAGUGAUUUAAUAGUUGAAAGGCACGGCUACCUUGUACUUUUUGAAAAAGUGAACUGGACAGAGGCUGCCAGAUAAAGGGGUGACACUGUGAACAAAGAUACCUGCUUGCUCCUCUGCUUCUUUUGAUUAAAAUUUGUCUUAGACGUUAUAUACUAAGCACAUUUGGGGCAUCCUAUGAAAUGGGUAAAUGUCAACAUUGGGGGUGUCCCUAUCUUGGCAGAUGGACCAAUAAUUAUUUUCUAGUCUCAAAGAAUUUAAAAUCAGUGUGAAUCUAACUCUUAAUGCUUUCAAUUUUAUAACAGAAGGCAAAACUAGGAAUUUUUGCAGUGGGUUUAUUGCUUGUAAUUCUUCACGUCAUAAAAAUUUAUCUCAAAUAUAUACUAAACAUGUUGCAAUCCACGUAAGUUAAGUCAGAAUGUUUGGUGGCCUACAUCAUCAAAAAAUCUACAAACAAUAAACGCUGGAGAGGGUGUGGAGAAAAGGGAACCCUCUUGCACUGUUGGUGGGAAUGUAAAUUGAAUCAGCCACUAUGGAGAACAGUAUGGAGGUUCCUUAAAAAACUAAAAAUAGAAUUACCAUAUGACCCAGCAAUCCCACUACUGGGCAUAUACACAGAGAAAACCAUAAUUCAAAAAGACACAUGCACCCCAAUGUUCAUUGCAGCACUAUUUACAAUAGCCAGGACAUGGAAGCAACCUAAAUGCCCAUCGACAGAUGAAUGCAUAAAGAAGAUGUGGUACAUAUAUACAAUGGAGUAUUACUCAGCCAUAAAAAGAAAAGAAAUUGAGUUAUUUGUAGUGAGGUGGAUGGACCUAGGGUCUGUCAUACAGAGUGAAGUAAGUCAGAAAGAGAAAAACAAAUAUGCUAACACAUAUAUAGGGAAUCUAAAACAAAAAAUGGUUCUGAAGAACCUAGGGGCAGGACAGGAAUAAAGACGCAGAUGUAGAGAAUGGACUUGAGGACACGGGGAGGGAGAAGGGUAAGCUGGGACGAAGUGAGAGAGUGGCAUGGACUUAUACAUACUACCAAAUGUAAAACAGAUAGCUAGUGGGAAGCAGCCCCAUAGCACAGGGAGAUCAGCUCAGUGCUUUGUGACCCCCUAGAGCGGU
Molecule: messenger RNA, 10063 nt
Organism: Globicephala melas (long-finned pilot whale)
Lineage: Eukaryota; Metazoa; Chordata; Mammalia; Artiodactyla; Delphinidae
Gene: SYT16
Product: synaptotagmin 16
Molecular function (GO): phospholipid binding
Source: RefSeq, a predicted model, not a curated record